This is a messenger RNA of Cladophialophora immunda, 2025 nucleotides long. Its product is annotated as acetolactate synthase, catabolic. The transcript has 3 exons. Gene Ontology annotation, cellular component: acetolactate synthase complex. Gene Ontology annotation, molecular function: acetolactate synthase activity; thiamine pyrophosphate binding; magnesium ion binding. Lineage: Eukaryota; Fungi; Ascomycota; Eurotiomycetes; Chaetothyriales; Herpotrichiellaceae. Bases 115 to 1812 code for a protein of 565 amino acids. Gene Ontology annotation, biological process: butanediol metabolic process; L-valine biosynthetic process. The record is from RefSeq and is a predicted model, not a curated record.
GGGCAGGUGAGGAUAUACUUGUAUGACACUUCGCACUGUGUCUUGAUACUUCUACUUUCUUCUUCCCCCCUCCUCCCUCUCCUCGCAACCCCCCGGAUCCAGUGUGAGCCCAACAUGAGUACCGACGACACUGUUGCUCAGAUCAUCGUCAACAGCCUCUACAAUGCCGGCGUGCGCUUGGUGUUUGGGGUGCCAGGCGCCAAAAUCGACGCCAUCUUUGACUGCCUGAUGGACCAUCCCGAGAUCAAGCUCAUCGUCGCCCGGCACGAGCAAAAUGCUGCCUUCAUGGCCGCCGCUGUGGGCCGCAUCACGGGCAUCCCGGGGGUCUGCAUCGGCACCAGUGGCCCAGGGGCGUCGAAUCUCGCCACGGGCCUCGUGACAGCGACGACGGAAAACGACCCCGUGGUGGCGCUGGUGGGCUCGGUGCCGCGCCACAUGAACCUCAAGCGCACGCAUCAGAGCAUGCGCGCGCUGGACAUCCUGGGCCCGACGGCCAAGGUCGCCGUCGGCAUCGACGUCGAGGACCAAGCCGCCGAGGUCAUCCUCAACGCCUUCCGCACCGCCAACACCGCCCCCAAGGGCGCCACCGUCAUCUCCAUCCCGCAGGACGUCGCCAAGGGCAGGUCGACCAUCCUCCCGUUCCCGAGCGCCGCGUUCGUGCCGCCACUGUACGGGCCUGCGCCGCUGCAGAAGCUCGACCAAGUGGUGCAGAUGAUCGAGGGCGCCAAACUGCCGGUGUUGUUUCUGGGGAUGCGGGCGAGCAGCCCGCGCGUGGUGAGCGCCGUGCGCCGCCUGCUGUCCAAGUUCCCCCUGCCGACGGUCGAGACGUUCCAGGCCGCGGGCGCCGUGCCCCGCGAGCUGGUGCACCUGUUCUACGGGCGCGUGGGCCUGUUCCGCAACCAGGUGGGCGACAAGCUGCUGUCGCGGUCCGACCUGGUGCUCGCCGUGGGCUACGACCCGGUCGAGUACGACGCCAACCUGUGGAACCCGCAGCAGAAGAACAACAUUGUGCACAUCGACUUCACCGCCUCGGACUACGGCACCUACUACCACCCGGUCGCGGAGCUGUUGGGAUCCGUCGUCGAGAACCUCACGUACAUCGCCGACCACCUCUCCCGCAUCGCCGAGCCCUCGCCCGCCAUCUCCGACACCUGCCGGGGCUUGAUCAAGGAGUACACCCUGUGGCAGGACCGGCCCGAGGUCAAGGGCUCGGCGUCGCCUUCGGGGCUGGUUCAUCCGCUGCAUUUCAUCACCACCUUGCAGGGCCUCGUUUCCAAGGACACGACCGUGUGUGUGGAUGUGGGUUCGGUGUAUAUCUACUUUAUGCGGUUCUUCUUCGCCUACGAGCCGCGCCGGCUACUGUGUUCCGACGGCCAACAAACCCUGGGCGUGGCCCUUCCCUGGGCCAUCGCCUCGUCCCUGACACAGACCCCGACGCCGUGCGCGGACAAGGUCGUCUCCAUCUCCGGCGACGGGGGGUUCAUGUUCUCGUCCCAGGAGCUGUCGACGGCGGUACAGCAAGGGUGCGACAUCACGCACUUCAUCUGGAACGACCACGCGUACAACAUGGUCGAGUUCCAGGAGGUGCUCAAGUACGGGCGCGCCAGCGGCGUGCGGCUCGGCGGCGUGGACUUCGUCGCCCUGGCCGCGGCGUUCGGCGCCAGGGGGUUCCGCAUCGAGAGGUCCGACCAGGUCGAGCGCGUCGUGCGGGAGGCCCUCGCGUACAAGGGCGUCAGUCUCGUCGACGUCGCGAUCGAUUAUGCGGGCAAUGUCGAGUUGGCGGAGAAUGUCAUUGCGGAUGAGUGGAAUUGAAAGGCCCCCCGGAUCUUCUGUCUAGGAGAAUGUUUUGUGGGGAGGAUUGGGUUUCAAUUGAUGAGGCGGUCUCCUUGGGUAUACAUGGACAGUCCCGUUGGAUACCUAGUCGCCAUAGAGGGGCGCCCCCAAAAGCGCCAUGACAUGACAUGACAUGAAGCGACGACGUAUGAAGAAAGCUCUCUGGGCCUGUGCGUCGCGCAUAAGCAGCUG